AUGGCGUGUUGUGGGACAUGUCGCCCCCUGGAAGGUGACUGCGCGCUGCAGCUGUUCACGUUUGAGGACGACGAGGGGAGGGACACCUUCUGGCACUCCAGCGCUCAUAUUUUGGGAGAGGCUCUAGAGCAGGGCUCUGGAGCAGGAGUACGGGUGCCACCUAUGCAUUGGCCGUGCACGACACGAGGCGAGGGAUUCUACUAUGACGCGUUUUAUGGGGACCGCACGCUCAACGACGAGCACUUCAAGGCCAUUGAGGGCAAGGCAGGGAGGCUCAUGUCCUGCUAUGUUUCCAUCCAUCUCUCUCGCCCCCUCUGUUUUCCUCUCCAUACACAGGGUUUCUACUAUGAUGCGUUUUACGGGGAACGCACGCUCAACGACGAGCAUUUCAAGGCCAUUGAGGGCAAGUCGGGCAAGUCAGCCAAGGAGAAGCAGGCGUUUGAGCGGAUCGAGGUGACGCGGCAGCAGGCGCUCGAGAUGUUGCUGAUAACCCCUUCAAGGCAAGGCAAGGCAGCCAAGGAGAAGCAGGCGUUUGAGCGGAUCGAGGUGACGCAGGCGGCAGCAGUGCUCGAGAUCAUCACUACCUUCUGCCUGCUCGAUCAUCAUCGCCUCUUGGAGGACAAGCCCGUCACGCUGUGGGAUUAUCAAGGACCUCCCAGAGGACAAGACCAUCACCGUGUACCGCUGCGGGCCCUUGGCAUCAGCAUCGUAUUGGAGGGGGCAGUCAGCAGAGAGAGCUUGCAGCGAGUGUACGGCAUCUCCUAUCCCGACAGCAAGAAGCUCUCAGGAGUACCUGCACGUGUUAGAGGAGGCCAAGAAGCGGAUCAUCGUGUUGUUGGACUUGCGCAGGACCUCUUCUUCUUCCACCCGCUUAGCCCUGGAAGCUGCUUUCUUCCUGCUGCUGCAUGGAGCGCGGAUUACAGCAAGCUGGUGGGGUUCAUCCAGGGCCCAUGGAGUGUAAAAGUCUUUCUUCCCGCUCACCCCCGUCUACUCUCCUCGUUUCUCCCACCCUUUUUCCCUGCCUGCAGCCCAGGAAGCUGCUUCUUUCUACCGCACGGCGCGCGGAUAUACAACAAGCUCGUUGGGUUCAUCCAGGGGCGAAUACAGGAAGCGAGGCUACCACGAGGUGAGGGGGGGGGAGAAGAUGGGAGGGCGGAAGAUAUGGGAGGGAGGGAGGUGGUGGGAGGUAGUCACCCCCAACAUGUUCAACAUGGAGCUGUGGACAUCUCAGGCCACGCGGCCAACUACAAGGAGAACAUGUUUGUGUUCGAUGUGGAGAAGCAGGAGUUUGGGCUCAAGCCCAUGAACUGCCCCGGCCACUGCCUCAUGUUCGCCCACCGCGUGCGCUCCUACCGAGCCAACUACAAGGAGAACAUGUUUGUGUUCGAUGUGGAGAAGCAGGAGUUUGGGCUCAAGCCCAUGAACUGCCCCGGCCACUGCCUCAUGUUUGCGCAUAGGGUGCGCUCGCAUUAUACCGAGCUGCCCCUCCGAUUCGCUGACUUUGGCGUGUUCCACCGCAAUGAGCUCUCUGGCGCUCUCACUUGCUUGCUUCAUCCCCCCUCCCUUCAUCCCCCCCCUUUUCCCUCUUCCAUCCCUUCUCCUGUCCCCCACCAGAGCUGCCACUCCGCUUCGCUGACUUCGGGGUGCUGCACCGCAACGAGCUCUCUGGUGCUCUCACGGCCCUCACACGCGUGCGACGGUUCCAGCAGGACGAUGCGCAUCUUCUGUGAGGAAGCUAGACGAUGCGCACAUCUUUUUGAGGAGACCCAGGUGGAGGCAGAAGUCAGUGACGUGCUGGACUUCCUGCAGACCGUCUACGGCAUCUUUGGCUUCACCUUCGACCUGGAGCUAUCCACGUGCCGUGCCUCACUGCUGGACUUGCUGCAGACUGUCUACGGCAUCUUUGGCUUCACCUUCGAUUUGGAGCUCUCUACGGUACGAGCCCAGAGAAGCACCUGGGAAGUCAAGACGUGGGACCGUGCAGAGGCCGCCCUGACCAAGUCGCUGAACGCGUUUUCUCCUCCCCCUCUCCCGUUCCCCAUUCACGUCCAGAGAAGCACCUGGUGGGGAGGUGGAGACGUGGACCGUGCAGUGGCCGCCCUCACCAAGUCCCUGAACGCGUUCGGGGCGGCCGUGGCAGAUCAACGCGGGCGACGGGGCGUUCUACAGAGGGAAGCACUCACUCCUCCUCACUGUGUGCCUGUCUCCCACAUCCACCCCGCCUCCCUGUCCUCCAGCGCCCAGAGCAGCACCUGGGUGAGGUGGAGACCGCCCAGAGAAGCAUCUGGGGAGGUGGAGACGUGGGACCGGCGCGCCGAAGCGGCCCUCACGAAGUCCCUAAACGCGUUCGGGCGGCCGUGGCAGAUCAACGCGGGCGACGGGGCGUUCUACGGGCCCAAGAUUGACAUCACGGUGUAUGAUGCGCUCAAGAGGGAAGCACCAAUUGACAUCAUGGUGUAUGAUGCGCUCAAGAGGAAGCACCAGUGCGCCACCAUCCAGCUCGACUUCCAACUGCCCAUCCGCUUCAAGCUUGAAUACUCCGCUGACGAUGAGGCUGCAGGGAGGAAGCGACCGGUCAUCAUCCAUCGUGCCAUCCUGGGUUCAGUGGAGCGCAUGUUUGCCAUCCUCCUGGAGCACUUCGCUGGCAAGUGGCCCUUCUGGCUGAGCCCUCGCCAGGUCACCGUGUGCCCCGUCUCUGAGAAGUACUCGCAAUACGCCACCAAGGUCACCGUGUACUCCGUCUCCGAAAAGUACUCGCAAUACGCCACCAAGGUGCGGGAUGAGAUCCAUGCUGCUGGCUUUGAUGUCGAGGCCGAUCUCUCCGACCGGAAGCUUCAGAAGAAGGUGCGGGAGGCCCAGCUGGCCCAGUUCAACUACAUCCUGGUGGUGGGCGCGGAGGAGGAGGCACAGGGCUCGCUGGCCCAGUUCAACUACAUCCUGGUGGUGGGCGCGGAGGAGGAGGCGCAGGGCUCGCCCAUGCCCCUUGCACUGGGUUUAGCAGGGUGUUACCAGCUCCCUGAUUUCGUCCCGUUAGCUUUCGCAAAAUGGACAGUAUGUGUGUAUUCUCUAUCGAAGGACUCUUGUCUCGGCUCGUUGUUGUCACGGUCUCUAUUAUCACGCGACCUUCCCUCCCAUCCCCUUCUUCCUUCCCUUUCUUCUCCGCCUAACGCUUCCUUCCCCCUCUCUCUGGUUUCCUCCAAUCCCCCUAACUCAGGCAUCCCUCCCGACCAGCAGCGGCUGAUUUUCGCCGGCAAGCAGCUCGAGGACGGCCGCACUCUUGCCGACUACAACAUUCAGAAGGGUACGAUUCUGAUGUGUCGCGCUGAUGAUUCGCGAGACUCGGCUCUUCUUCCCACCACCCCCCCUCCCCUCUCCCGCCCAUCUCUCUCACCCCUCUUCCUCUCGUUUCUCUCGUUCCCCACCUCCGUCCCCUCUUCCGCCUCUUCUCUUCGUCCUUUCUCGCAUCCCUUCACUUCCUGUCGCAAUUUGUGUAUUCCUCGCUCUUUCCCUGUUACAAUCACUUCCCUAUCACGCCCUCCGCUUGCGGCUGCGUG
Molecule: messenger RNA, 3554 nt
Organism: Closterium sp. NIES-65
Lineage: Eukaryota; Viridiplantae; Streptophyta; Zygnematophyceae; Desmidiales; Closteriaceae
Source: the annotation of a GenBank genome assembly